Messenger RNA from Stylophora pistillata, 3092 nucleotides. RefSeq lists its product as uncharacterized. NCBI's taxonomy places the organism in Eukaryota, Metazoa, Cnidaria, Anthozoa, Scleractinia, Pocilloporidae. The record is from RefSeq and is a predicted model, not a curated record.
GAUCGGAGACCAUAAAGGAUGUGCUGAUGAUUCUGAUGAAAUGUUUUGAUCGAGUUGUAGGAGGAAAAAUGAUCUUACUCUGCGCCUUAAUUUUCAACGAAGCAGCAGGCAGCAAUACUCUGGAGAGUAAGAAAUAUACCUGUCCCACAAAAAAUGCAGCGUUUGAGUGUGACGCUGCAAAAAGGGUUCCUGUGGAAUCAAAGAGAGGUAUAUCAUACAAGGUAAAAGACGUAAGCGCUGAUAAGGAAUUAGAAAUUUACUGCAGCAGAAACAACUGUACUGUGACGAAGAAUGAACUGCAUAAAAGAGUUCAAGUCUUGGAGACAAACGCCACGAGAACGACCUUCCAGAUGUUGAACUUUAAUGAGUCUCUGCGUUUCUACUGCAAUGUACACACCGUACCUGAGUACCAGUCCACUGAGUCUCAUAUCAGCGACAUCACAACUGUUGAAUGUAUUCGCAGUUGCAUUGGUCUGAAGGCUUACUUAUCUUGUCAGAGUUUCCAACAAUUUCUUCAAACUCCAAAUGGUUUGGGAGCGUUCUUGAAAAAACUUGGUGGAUCAGAUAUCACUUUCUGUGACGACAAAGGGAAUUGCACCUGUAUGGAAGAGUGUGGAGAGUACAAAGGCAGAUUGCAACCUGGAUAUAAAUCAGUAAACAUGAGAAACAUCAAGAAGGAAGAUGCUGAGGAAGAUUUUAUGUUUCAUUUUGAACACAAAGAUCCAGGAAAACAAACGCUCAGAAAAUGUAUUUUCAAGAUCGAUCCUGUAGUUUGUCCUGGCCCACCAACCGAUGCAGGCAACGGGACAAAACAGCCACCUACCAUCCAGCGUAACGUCACAACAGGAACCCUAAAAGUGCCGUGGGUACCGACAUUCGAAGAGAAUGCAUAAACGACGAGAUCGCACUCAGAAAUCCUCAUCUUGCUGAUGUUAUCCGACAAAACGCCUACGAAGAGCUGACCUGGACAGCUAGGGACCCACAGCAGCGAGCUCAGUACGAACAAAAGCUCUCGUAUUGUAACAAAGAUUUUAAAUGCUACAAGUAUAACAUCACUGGUGAUUAUCAGCAGAGAAUUGAGACAACAACUGUCGCGCAGGGUGUACUUUACAUUAAACAGAAGAAAUUCAACGAUAAACUUACUUACACAUGCCGCGUUAUACAGAAAGGAAACAAGGCUCCGCGUGAUUACGCGAUUACAGUCACAUCUUCAGCAAAUUGCUUGUCCUCAACUGUUGGGGAAAGCAUCGACCUUAGCCGUGUGAUUCAUGGGAAAUUUUCAAAGAAAGGCGUGGAAGACAUAACAUGGUACAGGAUCCUUCAAGGCGGUAGAAAGGAAAAAAUUGUGCACUGCAGUCCAUCUAGAGCCUCGUGCGUGUUAAUCAGUUGCGUAAGAUCUUGCCCGGAAUAUUUAACAAGGCUGAAGACAGAUGGAUUGUCAGUCAUCCUGACGAAUGUUACACCUAAUGACCGUGGUUUAGAAUUCCAAUGCGAGUUAUAUCCUGGAAUCCACGGGCCGCAUCGAGCUUACAGCAUUAAGAUCAGAGAGGUUGCGGAACCUCAAGAAGGAACAACAAUCAGAACCCCAGAAGAAAUCACAGGAGGGUCUUUACAGGACGAUGCAAGCAAAGGGACAAAACAGCCACCUACCAUCCCCGAUAACGUCGCACCAGAGAACUUAAAAGUGACUAGAACACUUCUAUUUCUGUGCUUGAUAUCGAAAAUUUUUACUUUUCCUGGAUAGUACAUGUAUGGAGGAGUGAAUUUACUGCAACAUUCCACUUCGACUCAGUCGAUUGUUGGACAGAUCUGAUAAAAGGUUUCAUCUUGCAAAGACACAAGGUGUUGUCGAGGAAUACCCACCACAGAUCGAAGGGUCCACAAACCAGCCUUUCCAUCACCCGGGAAAUUGAGUUCUUUUGAUGACAAAGAUGUUAUUACAUAAUAGAACUGCUGUCCCAAUAAGUAUUUAAUUUUGUUGCGUGCCACGAUUCAGCUACAAACACAAACCUCGCGCAGCUUCUUCGCUUACGAACUAUUACUUGCAUGUAGCCGGCCAUAUAAAGACGAAUUUUGGAUAUUCAGUGUCUAAGACUGCUUGCCAGAAGAGCACUUUAUUCUUCUUUUUGAGGCAUAAAGCUAAAACUUAAAAUAUGUUAACCUGUGAUCAGGUUUUGCAUAAUGAUGAUGUAAAAUAUUUCUUUAUGGAUUAGAACUUUUGGGAUCUGCCUUUCAGCCUUUCAAGGCAGGCAUUUGGAUCAAGUUGACACCUUUCUCAGACCAGCCAUGGCCUCGGUUAUACAAAUAGGAUCGUUUCUAUGUUUGAUGUAACAAUGAACAGGAACAGUGCUCUGUUUGAUAGAAUAAUCGAGGACACUGGUAAUGCAUUUAUAGGUGGCUUCCAACUAAACAUAAUAGCAGCAUCUCGUAGAUAGGGGCCAUGACUUCAUACUAAUUAGGAUUAAAAGCGAACAGUUUUAACGAGCUUUUAUAAAUAUUUGUCUUACCUUUAUUUCUUAAAUUUUUUUUUUUUCUCUCUGUAAUUGUCUUAACCGCAUGACUGGCUUUUAGUUUUUAGUCUAUAUUACUGAUAAAAUAUCACAAACGGGAAUCAUUAUGCUCAAAGACAUAACGAUUUUAAUUUGGUUUCCUUUGUUGGUCUCGUUAGUCCAGCAUUUGAGAUAACUUACUUCGGAAGAAAAUCCCUUCGAAUCGAAAGGUAGAAGUAAUGUUGGCAAACAAGUUAAGCGGUACAGAUGCUUAUGAAUAAAUACAAUUAUUAAUCAAGCUGUAACAGUUCAUUGAAACAAGAGAACAUGUUUAUCGUCACUCACCGAAAGUGGCCUGCAAUCCAAAUGCUUUUGUUAAAAUAUUUACUCUUGCUUAAUAUUAGUUUAUUAAAACAACAAAGCAUGUAUAGUAUGACUUGUGAAACUGAAAGAGAAACCGAGAGGCUGCAAUCGAAGCUUUAUUUGAAAAAAUUGUUGAGUAAAAAGUUCCAGCCAUUGCGAUCUUAAGGAUGGAACGUACGUAUUUUGAACGAGCUCUAUGAGCUCCUUGACGCUACGAGGGUAAAUAAAGUAUUGAUUGAU